AUGCUCGGCGGCCUGUACGGCGACCUCCCGCCGCCGUCGUCGGCCGGCGACGAAGACAAGGCCUCCACGGCCUCCGUUUGGUCCAGCGCCACCAAGAUGGCGCCUCCCACCCUCCGCAAGCCGUCCACCACCUUCGCCCCACCCUCAUCUAUUCUCCGGAACCAGCACCUGCGCCCGCCCAAAGCCACCUCCACCUCCGCCCCCACUCCCCCCAUCGUUGCCGCCGAACCCGCCCCGACCACCUUCCAGCCCGCGUUCGUCGCCGUCCAGUCCACCGUGCUUGACGAGUACGACCCUGCCAGGCCCAACGACUACGAGGACUACCGUAAGGACAAGCUCCGGCGCGCCAAGGAGGCUGAGCUGAACAAGGAGCUUGAGAGGCGGCGCCGCGAGGAGCAAGAGCGGGAGAGGGAGCGCGAGCAGCGGGAGAGGGAGGCCCGCGAGCGCGAGGAGAAGGACUACCAGUCCAGGGCCUCCUCCCUCAACAUAUCCGGCGAGGAGGCGUGGAAGAGGAGGGCAGCGAUGAGCGGUGGCGGUGCUGCUGCUCAGAGAACCCCAUCGUCCCCACCUCAUGGGGAUGGCUUUGCCAUUGGGAGCUCAUCUUCUGCUGGGUUGGGUGUGGGCGCCGGUGGACAGAUGACUGCUGCCCAGCGGAUGAUGGCCAAGAUGGGGUGGAAGGAAGGUCAGGGGCUUGGUAAGCAAGAGCAGGGGAUCACCGCUCCUCUGGUGGCCAAAAAGACCGAUAGGAGGGGAGGAGUUAUUGUUGAUGAGAGCAGUUCCAGGCCUCCAGAAAAGAAGCCGAGAUCUGUCAACUUAGAUGGGCAACCGACACGAGUUUUGCUGCUCCGCAACAUGGUUGGUCCUGGUGAGGUUGACGACGAGCUGGAAGAUGAGGUGGCAUCAGAGUGUGCCAAGUAUGGGACGGUGUCUCGGGUGCUGAUAUUUGAGAUCACACAGGCAGACUUCCCAGCUGAUGAGGCUGUAAGGAUAUUCAUACAGUUUGAGCGGGCAGAAGAAGCAACGAAGGCAAUGGUUGAUCUGCAAGGGCGGUUCUUUGGCGGACGUGUGGUGCAGGCAACCUUCUUUGACGAGGAAAGGUUUGGGAGAAACGAACUUGCUCCGAUGCCAGGGGAAGUACCAGGGUUUUUCGACUAG
Molecule: messenger RNA, 1155 nt
Organism: Miscanthus lutarioriparius
Lineage: Eukaryota; Viridiplantae; Streptophyta; Magnoliopsida; Poales; Poaceae
Source: the annotation of a GenBank genome assembly